Andrographis paniculata is the source of this 3241-nucleotide messenger RNA. Its product is annotated as CSC1-like protein At1g32090. Bases 485 to 2845 code for a protein of 786 amino acids. Gene Ontology annotation, cellular component: plasma membrane. The record is from RefSeq and is a predicted model, not a curated record. The transcript has 12 exons. Lineage: Eukaryota; Viridiplantae; Streptophyta; Magnoliopsida; Lamiales; Acanthaceae. Gene Ontology annotation, molecular function: calcium-activated cation channel activity.
UGGCGCUAUUUUCUGUACUGCAGUACAACAGUACUGUCUUCCAGGAAUGCCGAUGAGACGAGAUUUCCCAAUGUCACGGCGAUCGGCGAGGACAUCAGCCACAGCCACCGCCCUUCCGCCGGCAGAGACUAAGAGACAAAAGAUGAAAGUCAAAAGAUGCAAGAAAGUAAGAAAAGAGAACAUGCUAGAAAAACAAAAAACAGCGCCAAAAUCCGCUCCUUUUUGCACCCUUUCACCUUUCAAAAGUGUUGCAGAUGAUUUGCUUUGUCGGAUACUGUUUGCUUUGCCCCCGCAGCCACUUCCAGUCCAUCCUCUCAAGUUCCCAAUCACCGAAGCGACCUCAGAUUUCCACUUGCUUGCACCAGAGAGAAUACUCGCGCACACGUCAAGCCCUAGUCGGAGAAAUAUUCCUUCCUGCGCGUGCUUCUCGACGCUCCCCCUUUAAACCGGUCCCCUCGAUCUCGUCGUUGUUGCGGCGGCGGACAUGGCUACGCUCGGAGAUAUCGGGGUUUCCGCGCUUAUCAACCUUCUGAGUGCAUUCGCAUUCCUGCUGGCGUUUGCGCUGCUGAGGAUUCAGCCUAUUAACGACAGGGUCUACUUCACGAAAUGGUACGUCGCCGGGAAGAGGAGCAGCCCGAGGCGCCGUGGGGGUAGUGUGAUGGGCAAAUUCGUCAACUUGGAUAUGAGGACUUACUUAACUUUCCUCAAUUGGAUCCCUCAGGCUUUGAAGAUGAGCGAGCAGGAGAUUAUCACCCAUGCCGGCCUUGAUUCUGCGGUUUUCCUGCGGAUUUACACCCUCGGCUUGAUGAUAUUCGGACCAAUAGCAGUUGUAGCAAUCCUAGUAUUGAUUCCAGUGAACGCAUCGGGUGGCACUUUAUUCCUUUUGCAGCGUGACUUGGUUGUUAGCAACAUUGAUAAGCUUUCGAUAUCAAAUGUACGCCCCAAAUCAUAUAAGUUUUUCAUCCACAUAUCAAUGCAGUACCUGUUUACGUUUUGGGUUUGCUUUAUGCUUUAUAAGGAAUACGGAAGAGUUGCAUCUAUGAGACUCAAUUUCUUGGCUCUUCAGGGCAGGUGUGCAGAGCAAUUCACGGUUCUAGUUAGGAAUGUUCCCCAUGAUUCUGGACGUUCAAUUUCAGAAUGCGUUGAAAGUUUCUUUCAGAGAAACCAUCCUGAUCAUUAUCUCUGUCACCAGGCGGUAUACAAUGCUAAAAAGUUCUCCAAACUUGUUAAGAAAAGAAAUAAGCUUCAGAAUUGGCUUGACUACAACCUACUUAAAUUCGACCGACAAAAUAAAAGGCCUACUAGAAAGAAAGGAUUCCUUGGACUUUGGGGUGAGAAAGUUGAUUCAAUUGACUUCUACAGAAAGCAGAUAGAAGAUCUUGACAUGAAAUUGACGGUGGAACGCCAAAAAGUUUUGAGGGAUCCGAAAGCCAUGACGCCUGCUGCCUUUGUUUCAUUCAAUUCUAGAUGGGGAGCGGCUGUCUGUGCACAGACACAACAGAGCAACUAUCCAACACUGUGGUCCACAAACCGGGCACCCGAGCCCCGUGAUAUCUACUGGAAGAACCUGGCAAUACCAUUUGUAUCGCUCACCAUACGAAGACUCGUGAUUGCAAUUGCUAUGUUUGCAUUGGUCUUCUUUUACAUGAUACCCAUUGCUUUUGUACAGUCAUUAGCAAAUCUGGAAGGCCUUGAAAAAGUUGCUCCCUUUCUCAGACCACUAAUAGAAUGGAAGGUUGUCAAGUCCCUCUUGCAGGGUUUCCUUCCAGGCUUGGCUCUGAAAAUCUUCUUGUUGGUCCUUCCGAUGAUUUUAAUGUUCAUGUCAAAAGUCGAAGGACAUGUGGCUGUCUCUGUGUUGGAACGAAGGACUGCUGCGAAGUACUACUAUUUCAUGCUUGUCAACGUGUUCUUGGGAAGCAUUGUUGCUGGAACAGCAUUCCAGCAGCUUUACGCUUUUCUUCAUCAAUCGGCUACCCAGAUCCCAAGAAAUAUCGGUGUGUCAAUUCCUAUGAAAGCAACUUUCUUUAUAACGUAUAUAAUGGUGGAUGGUUGGGCCGGAAUUGCUAGUGAAAUUCUUCGGUUAAAACCUCUGCUUAUUUUCCACCUAAAGAGAAUGCUCAUUGUCAAAACUGAGAGGGACUUGGAUGUGGCGAUGGACCCGAAAGGUGUUGAUUAUCCUGAGACUUUACCAAGUCUUCAGCUGUAUUUCCUUCUGGGCCUUGUGUACAUGGUUGUUACGCCAAUCCUGCUCCCUUUUAUACUCAUAUUUUUCGCAUUCGCCCAUUUUGUAUACCGGCAUCAGGUCAUCAAUGUGUAUAACCAAAAAUAUGAGAGUGCUGCGGCAUUUUGGCCACAUGUUCAUAGUCGAAUUAUAGCGAGCCUGAUAAUCUCACAAUUGCUGUUGAUGGGCUUACUCAGCACGAAAAAGAGUGUGAACUCGACUGCAUUGCUUGGGGCAUUACCAGUGCUGACUUUGACCUUCCACAAGUAUUGCAAGAAUUGCUUUGAGCCCGCAUUCAGAAAGUACCCUAUUGAGGCAGCCAUGGACAAAGAUUUGCAGGAUCGAACUAGCAAAUCUGAUGCCAACUUAAAAUUGUUCUUGGCUGAAGCAUACUUGCAUCCUAUUUUCCACUCUUUUGAAGCAGCUGAGUUAGAUGAAAUCAGAGUCGAUAAAAACCAGGCACACAUAGCUGGCAAUACGUCUGCUACUCAUCACGAUGAUGAGCCAACAGGGACUGUCCAGUGUCAUAAAGUCGAACAAUCUCACACCAUUGGCAGCUAUGAAUUUGAAUCUCAAAAGAAUACAUGCAAUUAUUAUGCUACGCAAUCGAAUCAUAUUGUCUAGUAAGGAAUAAUUUGGUAGGGAGAAAUUCAAGGGAAUUGCUGCCUCCUCGUUGGGGGCCAUUCACGCACUCUCUAUAUUGCAAUGGUCCAUCAUUAGAGACAAAAGGUUUGUGAUCAUUCCCCAUUUCCAAGUAAGUCCACACAAAGGUAUGAAUAUGCUAUGCUAUGCUGUGCUGUGCAUUCCCCUCCCCUUUUUAAGGUUUCUGCUUUGCAUUCCCCUCCCCUUUUUAAGGUUUCUUUCUUGAUGUCGUGUCAUGUCAUGUCAUGGCUAUGAAUCUUCAUCAUUCACAUCAAGAAUUGCCCAGCAAGUUUCUCAAAACUAAUCAUGCAUCUAUCUAAUCAAUCAAAAAGGGAUCUGAAUAUGCAAGUGAAGGAUUUAAAUUUCAUCUGUUAUACU